UCUUUCUCUCUCUCAAUCACUCGUAUAAGUACCAAAUCUAUUCAUGGCAGCCACCACUUGCUCCUUACACCGUCUCACUCGCCUCCGAUUCAUCGCCAACCCCCAACCCUUCCUAUCACCUCAUUCAAUCCCGUUCCCAUCCCAUUUCUCUCUUAUCCCCAAAACCAAGAAACCCAAUCGAUUCCGAUUCUUCUCAAUGGCCGCCGAGCCCAAGGAAUCGCCCGCCAACAACCCCGGCCUCCACACAACUCCCGAUGAAGCUACCAAGGGUUACAUCAUGCAACAAACUAUGUUUCGAAUCAAGGACCCCAAAGUGAGCCUUGAUUUUUAUUCUCGCGUCUUGGGCAUGUCUUUGCUUAAGAGAUUGGAUUUUCCGGAGAUGAAGUUCAGCCUGUAUUUUAUGGGCUACGAGAAUACGACAGAAGCUCCAAGUAAUCCAUCUGAUAGAACGGUUUGGACCUUUUCUCAGAAGGCUACAGUUGAACUUACACAUAAUUGGGGUACCGAAAGUGAUCCAGAGUUCAAAGGGUACCACAAUGGCAAUUCUGAACCUCGUGGCUUUGGACACAUCGGCAUAACUGUUGAUGACACCUACAAGGCAUGUGAAAGAUUUCAGAAUCUGGGAGUUGAGUUUGUUAAGAAACCGGAUGAUGGGAAAAUGAAAGGUAUAGCAUUUAUUAAGGAUCCUGAUGGAUACUGGAUUGAAAUCUUUGAUCGAAAGACAAUAGGAAUUGCUACUCAAACUGCUAUUUAGGCUUAAAAUAACACCUUCAGCCUUCAGGCCCGGCUCUUGUGUGAUACAUUUUCAUCUCCGCAGAUUUAAUUGGGUGUUUGCUCCGAUGUAGUAUUUUUCAGCUUCCUGUGAAGAAUGAAUAAUUUGUAGUCAAACCAGAAUGAAUAACAAGGAUUGUGUUGAAUCUUAUAAAUAUAUAUUUUUAACUAAAAAUACAUUAUAAUUCGUAUUGUAGAAGCCUAGAAUGAAUUAUGUUUUAUUUAUUUAUUUACUUAUCAUGA
Molecule: messenger RNA, 1014 nt
Organism: Cajanus cajan (pigeon pea)
Lineage: Eukaryota; Viridiplantae; Streptophyta; Magnoliopsida; Fabales; Fabaceae
Product: lactoylglutathione lyase family protein / glyoxalase I family protein
Molecular function (GO): lactoylglutathione lyase activity; metal ion binding
Source: RefSeq, a predicted model, not a curated record